This is a messenger RNA of Triticum aestivum (bread wheat), 1512 nucleotides long. RefSeq lists its product as uncharacterized. The record is from RefSeq and is a predicted model, not a curated record. The coding region runs from base 291 to 524 and encodes 77 amino acids. The transcript has 3 exons. NCBI's taxonomy places the organism in Eukaryota, Viridiplantae, Streptophyta, Magnoliopsida, Poales, Poaceae.
UCUAAUCUGUCCCUUACAAUGUCUGGUCUUCCUCCAAUCGUGGGCCGCGUGGCACGGUUUUCACCACGUCGGUUUGCGAGAUGUCUCGAGAUCGUUCGUGGAUCCAUCCAGUCUAUGGUCCCACCGCCUUUUCUCUUGUAUAAAUAAGGAGUCUCCCAUCGCCCAACAGAAGACGAGCUCUCGUCCAUGGCAAAGAGAAAGAUGCAGAAAGAAUGGUGUGCGUACAGAGCAUGGGACGGUCGCAGCCGGGUACCCAAGGUGCCGGCGCUACUGGCUGACAAAGCCGCGCUAUGCUGCACAUGAGGAGGAUUGGAGGAACACCCAAUCAAUCGGAGGGCGGGUGGGCUGAGCAGCCGGACGGCGCUGCCAUGGGGGCAAGCGGUGAGCACGUGACAUGUAUCUGCCACUGCUGGCGAACGCUCCCGGCGCUGGAGACGGCCGUUCUUUUCCGCAGAGCUCUCACAAAUCAGUCAACCUACGAAGUGGCCAGAUGGAAGGGGCUAUUCUACUUGAGCUUACCUUGACAGGGGAGAAAAGCAUGACGGCCGUCUUUGUCAGGCUCACUGUGCAGAAGCUCUUGAUGAAGCACAAAACGUCCCAUGUCGAACCGCGGGCCGACAUGGUGUGAGAUUUGCAGUUAGCUGAAAAAUGGGGAUUAGACACAUGGAGAUGUAGCACUUGGGUGAGUAGGUACCUGCACGGCUUGUGAAUGGUCUGAAAUCUGAACCGUGAACCUCUCAUGGGGACUUGCCGCGCCUAGCUAGCUCUGACCGCCGCCACUCCCCAAUGGUGAGCAUGUCGGAGAUCCCGCCACCACCACGCCCUACCUUGCCGCUUCCUCUUCUCCUCCGGCUUUGGCGGCCUCACUUGCAAGCGAGGAGCACUCGAUUGCUUCUUCUCCUCUGCCUCACGCGGCCUCGCUUCCUCCUAUUCUUCUGAGCUCAUGACAUUGUCUGCCGGCUUCUCCCUCUCUAAGCCACCCUCUACCUCGAGACAACCACGUACCUCGCCGAGGCGUGCUGCGCAGGUGAGGACCACUCAAUUCCUACUCCGGGCUGAGAGGAGACGCAGGAGCCACGGCGAGGGGCGGCGUUGAGCCGGCAAUGCAAGGAACAAAUGAGCUAGGGAGAACGGGGAAUGGUGGAGGUGGGGAAUAGGCAGGGAGAUUCGAGAAGCUACACAGAUUCGGGAAUAGUGGAUCUAGCUCGGUGCAGUCCAAGUGCAGCUAGCUAGCUAGGCACACACCAUGAGAAGAUGUGCGGUCAGGACUGUGCCGCGUGCGGGAGGGUCUGACCGAACGUCAGCGCAAUAGCGUCAGUUUUUUUUUAUUUUGCAAUAUAUAGAGCAUGCGGAAAAAAGGUAAGAUAAUCUAGAGCACAAAAGAACGAGAACAAUCGUAUGGAAUAUUGAUGGUUACAUUUAUUCUCAUGUAAGUUAGCUUUGAGAAAAUUUGACAUAUUGUAGCAGUCGAGGUUUGUGAAGUCUUAACCACUGCCCAAGAUAUUUGUUUUA